AUGGCAGUUUCAGUAGCCAAUUACCAAAGUGACCCAACGCAAGGAAAGCUAACAACCCUAGUAUACGAUGACGAGAAUGUCUCGCUGGUGAAUUUUCUACCGCAACAUCUUCCUCUUUCAAUAUAUGAAAAUAUUGUUGCACAACAGACUACAACUACGACUGGUGCGAAUAUUGGAAAGCAGACUACAAUACAAAGUUCGUUGCCAUUAACUGAUAGAAUUACUAAUGGUGGCAACAUUGCUAGCCGGCAUAGCAUGUAUCUUAGCAACGAGAUUCACAAUCAAUCUUCGCGUAAAAUACGGCGGAGAGCUGCUAGCUAUAUCGAGUAUAGUGAUAGUAAUCAUAUUCGUACUACUUUUACUAAUAAUAGACAUAAUUCAAUGCCAACACCACAAAUUUAUGAAGAGACUUAUAUAGGAGCACAAAUAAUAGAAGCAAUACCACAAAAAGUAGAAAUUGUUACAAGGGCUGCUGCUCCACAGCAAUCGGUGGAAACUGAAGUUGUUGGAAUUGAUGGAGAAAAAAAUCGGGUAAAAGAUCAGCAGCAAUUAUCUUCGAAACCACAACGUACACAAUCUACGAAUAAUAAGAGUCAUAGUCGAGGAAGAUCUACUGAUAAUAUUAGGCGUCGAAGUGACGGCGUGAUAUAUAACAAAAAAAAUAGGAACAGCAGCAAUAGCAACAAUAGUAAUCGCUCUUAUAGUAGCGAUCGGAAUGAUGUUGAUUCUGAACGGGCUCGGCCUUCAUCAAUUUCAUCUGCAAAUGGUGACACUGGUGUCAAUUUUAAAAAAAAUUAUGCGCCAAGGCGUAGAUUUAAUACUGCGCCAGCUUCGUCUUCUAAGCGUCGUACUUUUAUUGAUAUCUCAUCUUUAUUCAAGAAUGAUAAAAAAGAAUCAUCAGAUCAAAAUAAAAAUACGCAACAAAAGAAUACAUCGUCAACAUCAUCUUCAUCGUCAUCAUCCUCUUCAUCAGAACAACGCAGAAAAAAGAGGCAAAGUGAACGAAAGAAGAAACGUAUUUCAGAUGAUUUAAAGGAUGUUUCUUUCGCUAAUGCUGAGACAAUUACCAAUGAUGAUUUUGAUGAAAAUGAAAUAAAAAAUCAAGAGAUGGGCGGAAGUGCAGGAGUAGGAGUAGAAAAUAUCAUACCACCAAGGUCUUCCUCGAUACCAACCGCAGUCGAAUAUCAUUAUAGUUCAGCACCUCAGCAGUUGCAUUUAAAUCAGUUUCAGCAAUUACAACAAUCGGAUCAACAUCACUCACCUGUUUAUCCUCAAUAUCGAUCAGAUAAUAUUAAUAAUGAAGUUUACACUGAAACUCUUGAAGAUCAUGAAGAUGAAGAUGAUAUACAGGCUCAUCGACCAUUUUCUCUCCCUCCACCGUCAAAACAGAGACCUACUUUGAAGCGUCUUAGUGCACCUACUUCCAUUAUAAAGAACAUCAACAGCAAUAAUAACCUUACUUUCACAACUUCGCCUGUAUCCUACGAUCCCCAAGCUCAAAAUAAUCCAUAUUCAAACCAUCUUUUCCAAGCAUCUCAUUCGGUACCAUCAUUGGCCGCUAUUCGAGAUACUGAUGUCACUCCUUCACCUUCCACACCUUCUCUUAAACGAAUUCAAUUCUCUUCAACCAUAUUUAUCCACGAUACUUGGACAAAAGAAGAUUACGAUCGUCGUGGCGAUCAGACAACUUGCAAUAAAUUGACACCUAUGCUAGCGCAAAGAAUCAAGCAGGAAUUGAAUGAAUAUAAAUUGAGUGAAAUGCCAGUGCACGAAGAAAGUAAACAAAACACUCAUUUUUUCGCAUAA
This is a messenger RNA of Ambispora leptoticha, 1806 nucleotides long. The record is from the annotation of a GenBank genome assembly. NCBI's taxonomy places the organism in Eukaryota, Fungi, Glomeromycota, Glomeromycetes, Archaeosporales, Ambisporaceae.